This is a messenger RNA of Cladocopium goreaui, 855 nucleotides long. The record is from the annotation of a GenBank genome assembly. NCBI's taxonomy places the organism in Eukaryota, Dinophyceae, Suessiales, Symbiodiniaceae.
AUGGCAACUAAUUUGGCUGCACCGAAGUUUUCACCGCAGAAGCGGGCGAAGCGUGAGCAGGCGGCGUUGGGAGUGAGCGUCUUCGAGGUGGUCUGCUAUGCAUCCGAUGCACAGCUCAUCUUCGAUAUGGAGCCUGGCAUUCCGCUUUACCUUGUGGAUGUUUCGCAGCCUGGAAAACCAAGCCCUUGGUAUGCCUUCAGGGAUCGAUUCGAACAAUUUCUGGGAGAAGGACAUGCUGCAGACUUUGGAUCAUCCCUGUCGCAACUGGAUGAAGAAUCACAGAUUCACCUGUCUGCGGAGAGCAUCGCUCCUUGGCGGACGGGCCUGUAUGUUGGUGGGAAGGACAAUCUGAUCCCAGCGCUCUGGUUGUUGGAGCAGUUCCUGACAUGGCGCGUGGGCUGUGAAGAUUAUUCUGGUGGCAUGCCUGAGGUAGCGAUCAUUCUUCGCACGUCAGUGGACAUCACGCCCUGGGUGCAGACGUGCUCGCUGCGGCUGAAGGUGGAGCAGAAGGACUUCGAUCUGGAACAUGCGAAGAAGUUGGUUGCCCCAACGUGGAGCGGGCAUCUGAGGAUUACAGUUGUUGGCAAGGGCACGGAUGGUGGAUGUCAUGCAGAGCUGCGAGGGCCUACGUGGCAGUUGCGCGAUAUGUUCGCAAACUGGUCAGGACACUAUGAGAGAAAGGACGGCACGGUGCUGAUGGCACGAGAGAUGGGUGCUAUGUAUUGCAGACAAAGCCCUCAAAUGACCGAACAAGUGAUGGUCUCGGUUCUGAUCGAGUUGACGAAGAAGGUCUAUGUGAGGAGCAUGGAGUUCAAAGGUAGCCUGAGGACUGAGACAAUUCAAGCUUUGAGGUGA